GUAAAUAUUAAAAUAUCGAUCCUACUCGAUAUUUGAUUUGGAUCUCCCGGUCUUUAUCAUCUGUAAACGCAGCCCGAUUACAUAGGGACUUUUCACACUGAUGCGUUGCGCUUGCGUUGUUUGUGCCUGUGCUGCGCUGUGUUCCUCUGGAUUUAUUAUACGCAGCGCAGGAACAACGCAAGCGCAGCCCAUCAGUGUGGAAAGUCCCUACCAACUAGAAAUUGGCUUGAGCAUUUCGAUAAGUACUACUUAUCGCAAUUUCCCUUUUAGAAAUGGAUGAUCCGUGUAUAAUAUAUUAUAUAUAUAUAUGCAAUGUACAUACAUACUUUCAUAGAAGCUGUAUAUUGUCGCUUCUGCAAAACAAAAGACGUCCAUCAGUUCCACGGCCAGUUUAUGCACAGUCCAGAAUAACAGUUGUCGUGCGACUAGCAGUUAUUUUUUAAACGCUUAUUCUUGAUUAUACCAUUUGCGCCUCGUAUAAAUAAGCAUUCAAUAAGUAUAAUACAAGACUGAAAAAUGGCACCUCAAGAAAUACAAGAAGUAAAAUAUUAUGGAGACACUUCAGUGGAAAUCAAAUAUAGAAUAAAAGCCUUAUCAAACUGGAAUGACUAUUCUCCUUACUUCUAUAUGAAGGAUGGAAAGAAAAAUAAGUGUUUCCUCAAUACUUAUUGCGAUUCCAGUAGUAUAAGUCAUGUAUACAAACUAGCGUUAAGUAUACACUUUGUAAGUCAAGAAUAUUCGUUUAGUCCUGAUGCAAAAUUUGUAACAACAAUUUGGUUUAAUACUAAAAUAAAUGGUUAUACUUUUGAAUUGCUGAAGAAUUCUGUUACAAAGAUCGCCCAAUCAUCUGAGUUUCUUUUCUACGAUAAAUUGCUUCAUUCGUAUUCAUCAAACAUCUUAGUUUAUGUGAAAAUAUCUUAUGAAAAAGUGGAUGACAGAGGUGAUGGAUCAUUUACUAAAGCUUUGCAAAAUUUAUUAGCCUCGGAGGAACACGCAGAUUACAAGUUAAAAGUUGCUGAUACAACUUUUAACGUACAUAAAUGUAUCGUUACUUCUCGGUGUAAUGUGCUUAAAAAUAUUAUUGAAACUCACAUGAUUGAAAAAAAAACUGGAGAAACCACAUUUGCAGAAUGGGAUCCUAUUGUAUUCAAAGAAGUAGUGGCUUACAUUUACACCAAUAAAUGUGAGAUAGCAAAAGUGCCUCAUGAAUUAUUUAAGUUAGCUCAUUUUCUAGAGUUGAAAGAAUUGGAGUUGAAAUGCAAUGAAUAUCUAUUGCAAAAUGUUAAUUUGAAAAAUAUCAUAAGCACUCUAGAAUUAACUGAUACUGAUCAGUAUGAACUUGGAGAACUGAGGAAGAUUGCAAACGAUUUUGUUUCUGGGCAUGAAACUACUUUAGCUAACGACUUGAAAUUUCAGAAUUAUUUAGUUAAUUCCAUUCAAAUAAGCAAUAUUGAGUUUGUUUUGAGAAUUGCAAAUACUCACAACUUAUCUGAUGUAUUAUCCUGUGCAAUGGAGUUUGUAAGAAUCAACUACACGGAAGUUUUGAAAAAUGACAAGUGUGAGGGUUUUCUCCUAUCUGAACCAAAGUUGUUGCUCAAUAUUUAUAAGUAUUCAUCCGACUUGUAUGCUGCUCAGGUAAAAAAAUGAAAAAAAAAAUAAUAAUGAAAAUGUUUCAAAUAUUUUGUACUUUUAUACUGCAAAAAUAAGUAAUAAAUUUUGAUUAAAAAUUUAAAA
Messenger RNA from Nasonia vitripennis (jewel wasp), 1734 nucleotides. RefSeq lists its product as uncharacterized. Gene Ontology annotation, biological process: proteasome-mediated ubiquitin-dependent protein catabolic process; regulation of proteolysis. Gene Ontology annotation, cellular component: cytoplasm. The transcript is spliced from 2 exons. NCBI's taxonomy places the organism in Eukaryota, Metazoa, Arthropoda, Insecta, Hymenoptera, Pteromalidae. Gene Ontology annotation, molecular function: ubiquitin protein ligase binding. The record is from RefSeq and is a predicted model, not a curated record. Bases 517 to 1647 code for a protein of 376 amino acids.